AUGAUUGAGGCUUUAUUGCAAAAUUUGAAACUUGUCGACGCAUCAUCGAUGCGCUGCUCUUCCGAAACUAACAGAGGUUCCCGCUGGACCGACGAACCAACUUACUUGGAAGUAUCCCCACAAGACAUGGAUAAAUACUUCGAUGUUGUUCAAAGUCAAAUGGUGUUUGUACCAACACCUGACAUUCGAAGGAAUCGCAGCAGAGAUGAACAAAUCUUCGCAAAAUUUACCCAACUUCCAAUUGAAGUUGCGGUGAAGAUUGUGUCAUAUUUGGAUGUAAAGACUCGUCGCAGUUUGAAGAGAUCGUCAAGACAGAUGUACGAUUUAGAAGCAAAGUCACCGUUUCUGGUCGAGUUCAUGAAAUAUGAGGAGCGGCGACCAUCUGAUCUACGAGAAGACUAUCCAUAUUUCCUAAAAACGAUAUCUUUGUCCAUUAACAUUUGUGGGGACAUGGUGGCCGUGGAUAUAACAAAAACACCGGAUUAUUUGACGCUCUCGAUUCGCUAUGAUUUCGGUUUAGAACACUUUGAAUCAACAUCAGAAGAACCAUUUGAAGCAUAUGCAAAGCGCAUUUGCAACAAAAUUCUUAAGCGAUGCCAUCAUGACAUCAGUUACUUGGCCAUUUUGGUCGAUUCGUCAACUACUGUUGCACAGACGCUCGAAUGGGGACGUCUGACAAACUGCCGUCAAUUGCAUAUCAACUCGAAAACCAUAGAUGAUCUCCACUACUAUAUGAAUAAAGCCAAGGCUGAGAAUUAUUUGUUAUCAAUGACUGCCGACGAGAUAACUGAGGAGCAGCGUGAUGUCCUAGCAAAAAUUACUUAUAAUCGAAGUUUGCCGUUGCUCAUUUUCCGUGUGAAGAUGAUGCCACCAAACUCGCUCACCACGUAUAACUCUGGAAAAAUGAUGUUUGUCGCUCAGAACUUCACCAUUAAAGAUAUCAAAACAAUGUUGCGGAAGGCGCAUAACGGAACGCUGCCCCCGAAAAUGGCAAAGAUCGAGAUCUUCCAAAAAUUCGAGGCUGAUACCAAAGUCGAUUUUUAUGAUGAAGUUAAGGCCGGAAUUUUGAAUGUUCUCCAGAAGCAGGGUAUUCCAAGGAGGCCAUACUUGGUCGCCAGAUAUGAAGUGUUCAGUGAUAAUCGAAAGCUUCUGGGAUAUUUCGAGAUGGAGAUGAUCGACGUUCACUACUUUUUCGCUUAUGAAACGAUUUGA
Caenorhabditis bovis is the source of this 1212-nucleotide messenger RNA. The record is from the annotation of a GenBank genome assembly. NCBI's taxonomy places the organism in Eukaryota, Metazoa, Nematoda, Chromadorea, Rhabditida, Rhabditidae.